CAUAAGCAUAGGCCACGGUCACACUGCAAGGAUAUUUUUAACGUAUAUUAUGAAAAAUUAAAACGAUUACAAUUAUAUCGUAAUUAAGGUUGUGUUUUCCUGAUAAGUAACUGCUUUGUGAUACUCGUGUUGCUCGAACAAUGUGCCACAUAUCAAACUGGAGUUCGCUGAAAAUUGUGCUAGCCCUCCUCUCGGUCAAUAUAUUUUGGCUUAUGAAAGUGUAUCCCCCGGCAGGAGGAGAAGCUCCGCAGAGGUGUCCGCCUCCAGAGGGCACUCCUCGUAGUCCUGCGGCGGCAGAGUGUCCCUAGCAUGCGGAUAUUGCCUAUGCUAUGCUGCAGCCGCUGAAUAAUCUGGAUGGUUUUGUGGCUCCCAAUAACUCUGCAUCUCUGGCCUUCGAGAACAUUGACCUGAGCUACGGACGGUGGGACAAUCAGCAGCUGUACAUGAUCAAGGAUUUCGCUUUGCUGGGCGAACAGUACAUGGAUACCUCGGACGGCAGUUUGGUGUGCCUGGCCACCCAGACUUCGGUGGAGCGCCUUAAUUCGCUACCCCAGGUGGCUGCCAAUUGGCAGGGCAAGAUGUCCGUGGCCGUUUUUGCCGCCGGUCAAGAAGAGUUUCUUGUCCUGCAAUACUUCGUCACCUACAUGCGCCUGUGCUUUGCCAACAUACGCGAGAAUGCCACCUUUCACCUGCUCAUGCCGAGGGACUUCAACAAGUUGCCCCGUGUGUUGGCUGUGCCGCUGAACAUGAAAGGCAAAUUUGACUGCCAAUACCCGGAUAGAACGCUCAAGUCCCUGCUCAAGUUCCGCUCCCUGAGAACGUUGCAGUGGCGACAGAGGAACACCUAUCCCCAGAACCAUAUGCGGAACCUGGCGCGCAAGGGCUGUCAGACGAAGUAUGUCUUUCUCACCGACAUCGACAUUGUGCCCAGCACGAACAGUGUUCCCCAGCUGAACCACUUCUUCAGGACAGCCAAUUGCUCCAAGAGCUGUGCCUACGUAAUCCCCACAUUUGAAAUCGACGUAAGAGCGACGUUUCCCCGCUCCAAGAAUGCCCUGAUACGCUUAAUAAGGAAGGGACUAGCCAGGCCUUUUCACGAAAAGGUCUUUAUCUACAACCAAUAUGCGACUAACUUCUCCAAAUGGCUGUCCACAAACACAAAUGAGACGGAGGUAUCUGUCAGCCAUAUUGUAACGAACUUUGAGUUUUUGUAUGAACCAUUCUACAUUGCUGUGGACAACGCACCAGCACACGACGAAAGAUUUCUGGGCUACGGGUUCACAAGGAACUCCCAAGUGUAUGAGAUGCAUAUAGCUGGGUAUCAGUUCUACGUACUUUCUCCCGUUUUCACCGGCCACUGGGGAUUGCAAAGAAAGCAGGCGAGACCGGCUUGGCGAGAGCAGCAGAACAACGCGAAUCGCCGGAAGUUUGAUGUUUUUAAAAGCGAAAUAUUUGUGCGAUACAAAAAUGAUCCACGACUGCUGUUGAAAUCGAAAAAGAAUCAAAUCCUAGUGAAAUAAAUACACCAUAGAUGAAAAGUA
Messenger RNA from Drosophila suzukii, 1541 nucleotides. Its product is annotated as beta-1,4-glucuronyltransferase 1. Gene Ontology annotation, biological process: protein O-linked glycosylation via mannose. Gene Ontology annotation, cellular component: Golgi apparatus. Lineage: Eukaryota; Metazoa; Arthropoda; Insecta; Diptera; Drosophilidae. The record is from RefSeq and is a predicted model, not a curated record. Gene Ontology annotation, molecular function: glucuronosyltransferase activity.